Messenger RNA from Mytilus trossulus (common blue mussel), 12733 nucleotides. RefSeq lists its product as uncharacterized. NCBI's taxonomy places the organism in Eukaryota, Metazoa, Mollusca, Bivalvia, Mytilida, Mytilidae. The coding region runs from base 945 to 11375 and encodes 3476 amino acids. The transcript has 31 exons. Gene Ontology annotation, molecular function: protein binding; calcium ion binding. The record is from RefSeq and is a predicted model, not a curated record.
UUACCACUUUUUCAAACUGAUGUGUGAUUAUUAGAUAAGUUGAAUUCUUUAGGCGGGAAAACAAGUGUCGUUAUUUGAUAAACAUCGUUUUUUAUGAGUGACUUUUGGAAUGUACUAUUCGCACUGAAGUAAAUGUGAUAUACAUAUGGUUAGACUACUCAGUGUAUUGGAGGAGAAGCUAGCGGAACGGAUAUAUUUUCAUUGCUUUUCAAUGAAGCAUAACCCAAGAGGUACGUCCGAAUAGUGUUUAGUGAGACCCACAUUCCUGUUUUGAUUGGUAAAUACUGAUUCAUUCAUACAUAAACUAUUGUACAGAUUUAUUUAUUGAGAGAUUUAAUACUUCUCACUACUGUGUGUAUUACAGCAUUGUAUAGCGUGGGUGACAUUUACAUUUUACUGUAUUAGAGGACCGGUGCAUAAAUUUACUUGACAGUAGCCUGGAUUUAUUAUGUGAAGCUGGAUUCAUAGGAGACCAGACUGUAGUAUAAGAAUUUCGGAUUAAUACCGUCAAGUGCAAAUCAAUUCAAAUACGGAACCUUGGAGUACAUAUGUGAAGCUGAAGUUAUAUGAUAUUAUAAGAAUUUCGGAAUAAUACCAUCAAGUGCAAAUCAAUUCAAAUAAGGAACCUUGGAGUUCAUAUGCAAAUUAUCUAGUGAAUUAAAUCAAAGAUUUUUACUACAAUAAAAGGAAAUACAUACUCAAUUGGACAACUUGAGGUAACAAAACCAAAACUUUUGAGAUUACGUGAUAAGAGAACUAGUUUAUUUAAUCUUUAGGCUUACACGUAAACAUUUAAACUUCAUUAAAUUUGUUGUUUAUGUAAACGAUUCGAUAGUCUGUAGCGAUCUUUUUAAUUGAUCAUUUGUGAAAGUUUCGUUUGUUUUUGAUUAUAUAAUGAAAUCCAUUUAAAUUUAGAAAUCCAAAACUACAUUGAUUUUCCAAAUAUGGGGUUUGUUCCUCUUUAUUGCUUAUUAGGGACACUGCUUUUUGCAGUCCCUUCCGACUCUUUCGGCAUGAACGGUCAGAAAAACUCUUAUACUCGAUUCCCAAAAUGGAAUGCCUGUGUCAAUGCUUCCAUUGCUUUCGAAUUCAGAACGGAUCAAGCUGAUUCCCUCCUCAUGUAUACGGACGACAAAGGCGACAACGUAACAAAUAAUUUCUUUAUGGUCGUACUAGAAGGGGGGAGUGUGGUAUUAACGUACAAAAUUGAUGAUAAGAUGGACGGCAGUAUCAACAUCAAGCUCGGACCUGGGCUAAACGACAAUCGUUGGCAUACUGUCAAAGUUCAGAGAAACCGUCUUGAGACCAUUCUGACCGUGGAUCAGAAUUCCGAUAGUAGGAUAUCAUUAGACGAAGAUAUUCAUUUUGCUCACAUCCCUGAAAACAACGAUGUAUUCUUUGGAGGUCUUCCGCAGGAUCACUUCCGAACGAAGCUUAGAUACUUGGCACUGCCAUCUGUUAUGUUUAAAAACGUUUUCCGAGGUGACAUCCGAAACGUUCUUUAUUACAACUGCACCUGUAAGCCUGUUCGAGGAGAGAUGCUCGACAGCCUAAACGUAGAUAAUCGUCGACCUGAAGCUUGUGCGGCCAGAAACCCGUGUGGUGAGGCUCUGUGCAUUAGCUCUGAUAGAGGGUCCCAGUGUAAAGUGGUAGAUACCGGAUGCGGAAGUGAUUAUGGAGUCUCUUUUUACUAUCUUCCAAUGGACAGCAUCAAGAACAACAUUCUCCAAAAUCCAUCUGGUUUAGACUCAACUAUCACUGGACAACCACUACUUAUAAAAGGCGCCAAAAAUAACGCUUUGCAGAUAAAUGGACAAACACAGUACCUCAAAGUCAGCGGUAGGAGACACCGUAAAGAAUGUCUUGGUGACCUUGAGCUGUGCUAUGAAGGUUACACCAUGGGAAUGUGGUUGAAGUUUUCAAACCCAGGACGCAACGAGGGAAUUUACCUGUCCAAUGGCGGUCAUGAUGCAAUGUCACAUGGAAUAGCAAUGACCUAUCACAGCGGACAAAUCAAAUUCAUCUUCAGAAGUAAAAACGGAAACUAUUGGACAGUAUCUAAUGACAAUUUAUUGGCUGAUAAAUGGUACCACGUGACUGUGUCCUGGAAACAGAAUAGGGGACUACAUCUUUACAUUAAUGGGAAUCUUGUUAACACAAUGAACUUGCCACAAAGAAGAGUUGCAGUAAGGGGAACAGUCAUAUAUAAUGAUUUCGUCAUUGGUAGAUCGAACGACAGACAGGGAUUAAGUAACCUGGGACAAAUAACAGUUGAUGAAUUCCGCUUCUGGCCUAAGAUGUUGUCACAAAAACAAAUACAAGAAAAUGGUCCUAUGUACAGAUACUAUCUCAAUAUGGAUGAAGUUGCUGGACAAGAGUUAAUUGUAGACAAUGCUGAGACCGAAAUAGUAGGAGAGGUUUCAUUGGUUAAAGGGAAAAUCGGGAAAGCUGUUGCACUCACCGGUCGUGGUGAUUACAUCGAUAUUGGAAACUUGCAAGACACGUGUCUUGGGGAUCCAAUACGCUGUCUCUAUGGUUUUACCAUAUCAUUUUGGAUCAAACCAACUACUCUUCCAACCAAAACAUACUACUUUUCAAGUAGCUCGACUGGUUUUAAUAUUUUCUCCGAGCAGUAUACAAUGUAUGCAGAAGUAAGAAGUGACAAUAAAGUUUGGAGAGAUAGUUUUUAUGGUAUGGAAGUUGGAAAAUGGCAUUAUGUAGAAUUAACAUGGACUCCAGAAAAGGGUACGGAAAUGUUCCUGGAUUUAAAAAGAGCAUCUUUUCAACGCCGUAGUACUUCUGAACGUCUCCAAUCUUCAAAUGAGAGAAACUUUUUCAUUGGUCGUUCUCAUGGCGAUAGAAAAGGAGAAAUGAAUCCUUCAGCAGUGAUAGACGAAGUAGAAAUGUACUAUGGAGAUCGAGAGACUCUCCUGGAUUUAGAUUUAAUUCAGAGAGGUAAACCAAACAAGUACCAAUUUGCAUUAGACAAUAUGAGAGGAGAUAUCAUAGACCACCCAUCUCUGUUAAUAGAUACAUACAAUAAACCUAAAAUUGUCCGUGGAAAAAUAGGAAAAGCACUGAAGUUAAAUGGUCAGUCACAGGUAGUAGAUAUAGGAGAACAAUCUGACAGUUGUUUAGGAAACCUUGACCUUUGUCAUCAUGGCGCUUUGAUGGCAUUAUGGCUCAAACCAACAAAUCUUGGGAAUGACAUGCACUUUUUAUCCAAUGGACAUAAUGGUAUUAGCAUUUCAAACCAAGGAAACGAAUUUAUUAUAACUGCUGCCACGUCUACACAGAAAUGGCAGGUCACGACUGACAAACUGCACGUCCACAAAUGGCAUUUUGUCGAGAUUGACUGGGAUCCUGAAAUUGGAUUGAAACUAUACAUUGAUAAUAAGUUAAUUGGCAAUGACUUUAAAGCCGAUAAAAGGAAUGAUCAAAUUCCUUCAGAUCUGGUUGGUAGAUCAGUAGCAGAUAAAUUUUAUUUAGGACGUGGUAAUGUUAACAUGGAACGUGGUACCUACGCGAAAGGUGUAUUUGAUGAGCUUGAGUACUGGUAUGGACCACGCGACUAUUUGGAAGCAUUUGGAUAUUUAAAUCGAGAUAAACCAAUGAGUUACAUCAUUCCUUUCGAAUCUAUGGAUGGUACAACAAUACCUCACUCAAGACUGACUAUAACAACAUUUCGUAACCCAAUAUUAGUCCAGGGACGAAUUGGAAAUGGACUUUCCCUAAGUGGAAGAGGUCAGUAUUUAGAUCUAGGAGAACAUCCAGAGGAAUGUAUAGGAAAUCUUGCUCUUUGUCAUAAUGGAAUUACAGUGUCUACAUGGCUGAACUUUCAAAGCCUUCAAGACAACUCGUAUAUUUUCUCAACCGGGAGUAACGGAAUACGUAUGUACAUAAAAGAUGACUAUUUGAAUGUCAAGGUAAAUCAAAAUAGGAAAGAAUGGCAUGUACGUAUACCAGAGUUUGACAUUUCAACUUGGAAUUAUGUUGAAGUGUCAUGGCACCCUGAUUUUGGUCUUGGUUUGUAUUUGAACAACUCAUUGGUUGCCAAAUCCACGCAUACAGAAACAACUGUAGCUCGACUGCUACAAACAAGACCACGUGUGCUACUAGGCAAGGCUAACACAGGUGAUUCAACAGAAUCCACCCAGGAUGCUAAUAUGGUUGUUGACGAGAUGGAAAUUUGGUAUGGUAGGAGGGAGGAACUUAUGGCAUUCGACUACAUUCUCAGAGACAACAUUCGACACGAGAUUUUCUCCAUGGAAAGGCAAAAAAAUGACAUAGUUUAUCAUCCAAAAUUUACUGUUACUCUAGAAAAUGGCGCUCGUCUAGUUCCGGGAAAGAUCGGAAAUGCAGUUUCACUUAAUGGAUAUGGACAGUUUGUUGAUAUCGGCUCCCACGAUGACAAAUGCUUAGCUAACCUUGAAAAGUGUAAGCACGGUCUUACCGUUUCUAUGUGGCUGAAAGCCCGUCGCCUAGAAGAUAAUACAUACUUUCUAUCAACUCCAUCAUAUUCACUCUUCUACCGUGAUGGUCGCCUGCAAGGAAAAUUCAAUCGCGGAGGUAAGAUAUGGGAGGUAUUUACACCUAACUUCAAACCGGAUCAUUGGCACAACGUUGAUCUGAGUUGGACACCGGAAACUGGACUUCGUCUAUAUAUAGACGGCAACUUGGAAGCAGUAACAAAACGAUUCAGAGAGCAAAUGCAAGGAGAUCAGCCAGCAUCCAAUUCGGUAAAGAUCGGGAGGUCUGACAGAACUUCUACCACAGCUGCAGCAGACAUUGACGAAGUGCAGUUCUGGUAUGGACCACGUGAUCAAGUAAUGGCUUCCGGUCAGUUGGGAGGAUCCGUAAACCAUCGACCAGUACUAUUUGAUCGAACUCCAAGACAAUACGGCAAUGGAACAGCAGCCAUUGUGGGUCCAUCUGGAACAAUUUACCUCAUCAACGGACCAUCACGUGCCCAAGGUGAUCAACAUCCGGCCAUCAGGGUCAAUGGCAAAUCGCAGUACAUCUAUGUAGGUGAUGAUGUUAUAUGUACUGGUAACCUUGACAACUGUCCACAGGGAUUUACACUGCGCAUGGCAAUGAAACCAGAAAACCUUCUGAAUAAUAUGUACUUCCUGGAUAGCUUCCCUUUGUCGAUUUACUACAGAGACGGGAAGUUAUUUGCCACUGCCAGAACACCCACUAAAGCAUGGACAGUAUCCACUCCUGGUAUCAGACAAAACGAGUGGCAAGAUAUUGAAAUUACCUGGCAUCCACAAGCAGGUCUGACAAUGACACUGAAUGGGGCUGAUGCCGCUCAUCAAACGUUUGGUACACCCCAGGAUGAGGUCCGUGAUUGGAGCAGCAAACUGUACUUAGGGAGAUCUUUAUCGGAUAUGGUUAGGGAAAGAUAUGCUGAUGCUGUUUUUGAACGUCUUGAUAUUUGGAAUGCUAGAAAAGAGUAUCUGGUAACUCACAAAAUCAUUCGCACAGUAAUAACUGGUGGAGGACCAAGACCACCUGUUGUUGUACAGCCACAACCACCUAUUGUUAUUCGGCCACAACCACCUGUUGUUAUUCGGCCACAACCACCUGUUGUUAUUCGGCCACAACCACCCGUUGUUAUUCAGCCACGACCACCUGUAGUCCAACCUUCGCCACAACCUCCAGUGAUUAUAGAUCGUGGUUCAAUUAAUGUUAUUGGUGGACCUAAUGGAUUUUACUUGGUAAAUGGUUCUUUUGGAAUUCUUCCUACACGACAGACGACACCAAGACCAGCCCAGGCAACAACCCAGAGGACAGUUAUUAACCCUGGAAUUAAUGUGGGUUCAGGAUCUAGAACAUACUUCAGCGGCUACGAUGUCACAGACUUCGACAAGUACUUCUCAAAUAUUGUCCGUUUCUAUGGCAACGCAUAUAUCCAUUAUGAUUUUGACAAAGUUGGAUUCGAACAGCAGGAUAUCCUGGCCAGGGUCCAGAAUGAGACCUUCACCUUCCAGUUUAUUACCAGUGAGCAAAAUGGACUGAUUUGGUUAGACGAUCGACAGGAUGAAGAUUUGAGAAUGUACUUGGCAGUUAAGAAUAUAGAACAUGGGAAGGAAUGUGAUGGGUACUUGUUGUUCCAUAUUGAUGAAGGAAAUGGACGUAUCCAGGAAAUCAAGCUUACAUCCAGAAAAAUCAAAGAAUUGAAUGACUGGGAUUGGCAUACCUUUAGAGUGGACAGGGUUGGACGAGAGCUUAAAUUCUAUAUUGACGAAGAAUAUAUCGGAACUAUAACCACUGUAAGAGAGAUUCAGCUGAUUGGACGAGGAGAUGUUUACCUCGGUGGUACACCAAUAGAUUAUACUGAUUCUGUUGUUACCCAGGGCUAUAGUGGUGGAAUAACAAAGAUAUUAUAUGUGAAGAAUUUACCAAAUUUACUUCUCCGUGUCAGCUUGAUGCAGUAUAUAACCCAAAUGCAUAGUGGGAAUGGUGGAAAUGGUCAUAAUGGUAUUGAUAUUAUAGUACCCGGACAAGCAAUUACACCAAGACCCAGACCAAGAACUACGCCAAGACCUUUUACACCAAGGCCAACACCAAGGCCCUAUACACCAAGACCCACCAGACCAAUUGAACCAGUAAGGCCAACAACUAUCACUCUUCUCAAUACCAUUUCCUUCCUUAAAUCUUUCAUUUUACAUAUCAAUGAGAAUGCAUAUGUGGAUGUAAGAUCCGGUGGAACAAUUACAUUCCGAUUUAGAACACUUGAGUCAAAAGGUGUCUUAUUUUUUACCCGUCGUAAAGGUUCGUCUAAUCAGUUAUUUUUAGCCUUUGAGAUAUAUGAUGGUAAAUUGUACUUCAUUUCUGACCUCGGUGCAAGAACUCGACGAAUUUUGGUUUCCGAUGUUAUUGUCAAUGACGGAACAUGGCAGAACAUCAAACUUGAAAUUCAGGACUCAAGGUUAUUUAUUUCACUCAACGGAAUUCAGAAAACUUUGGACCUGACUACAGAGGAGAGGACGCAAGCAUAUUUUAAUGAUGGUAUAUAUAUAGGUGGUUUUCCAAAAGAUUUCAAGUCCUGGUAUGUCUGGGGUUCAUCUAACAGUAAAUUCCUUGGUUGUUUCAGCGAUCUACAGCUCAUUAACACAAACACAAAUAUGAAUGGACCUGUGAGGAAUAUACCCAGUGAUAAUUUUAUAAGUCUUGGUUGUAUGGAUAUGAACAAACAGUGUACUUCUACCAACCCAUGUAAUAAUGGAAUAUGCUAUGAUGGAGUUAGACAAUACUACUGCGAUUGUGCAGGCACUGGAUGGGCCGGUACAAGAUGUAAUGAAUUUGCAAUGAUUGGUGGUUUCCAAGGAAAUGACUACCUUACAUACUUUUACAGCACCAGACAGGAAUCUCAUACAAAUGACAUAUCUCUCCGAUUCAAAUCCUUCUUAAGAAAUGCAUUCCUCUUCCAAACAAUAUCCAGCAUUAGUGAUGAUUAUCUUCGUGCUGAACUUGAUAAUGGAAGGGUCAAGGUCACCAUCAAAGUUGAAGGUCAAUCUCCUCAGCUGCCAAUUAAGGUAUUUUAUGUUGGAUCUAACUUGGAUGACAAUAGAUGGCAUAAUUUGUUUAUCAAACGACGAGGCAGCUAUCUUGAAUUAUUUGUGGAUUCAGAACAACCAGUCAUGAAAACUAUCCAGGGUGAAAACUUCUAUCUACGAUACGACAAGAUUUACUUUGGUGGAGUUGGCGACUCUGGAGUUUCUGUAGAAAACCAUCCAAAUUAUCUGGGUCUGAUGCAGAAUGUUUACUGGGAUAGGUUAGACUUGUUCAGUGAACUUAGGGGCAGGUUACCAGAUUCCGCUUUCAAAAUCGUAUGGAUCUCAAACGAAGGACAAUUGAAUAAAUUUAUAUAUCGUCCAAUCACAUUUGCCACUCGUGAAGUCCAUUCUGUGCUUGACCAAAUGCAUAUGGGUCUUAGCUUUAGAAUGAUGUUUAAUUUCAAAACAAAAGACGAUUCCGGUGUCAUUUUAUACAGCCAGGGACCCCAAGGUCGAUUUGUUGCUGUUGAAUUAGUCGAUGGGUUUUUAAACUUCCACUUUAAUAAUGGUUUGUCCAAACAGUCAGUGGUCAUCAGAACUCCAGAAAGAGUAAACAACAACCAGUGGCACAUGUUUGAGGUAAGACAAUUCGUCCAAGGCGGUCAGCAAUACUACAGAGUGACCGUGGACGGGACAACUCGGGACAUUCAGAUUCCAGGGAACCAGAAUCUUCAACUAACUGGUAACAUGUAUAUUGGUGGAUUACCAACGACCUACUUUAAAGAUAGCGCCAUAACAUCCAGUAUAGUAUCUCGUCAUGGUUUUAUGGGAUGUCUGGCCUCCGUAGAUCUGAAUGGAUUUUCACCAAACCUCUUUAAUUUUGCCAGUGAUAAGGCAGCUGUUAUGUCUGCAUGUACAGAUAUUAAAGCCUGUGCUGCUGAUUACUGUUCUAAUGGUGGGAUAUGUAUUCCUGGUAUAGCUUCAUCACGUUGUAUGUGUGACCUGACUGGAUAUUAUGGACCUACUUGUCAAGAUUAUCCAGUUGGUGUUUAUUUCAAUAAAUACCUUGAAAAUAAACAGUAUGGUGUAAUCAAAUUUGACCUAAUUAAUCCACAAAAUUCCCGAGAAGACAAACUUGCGUUUGGAUUCAUGACGGAAGAGAAAGACGGCAUAAUAAUGAGGAUUGAUAGUGGUGGUGCCAACGAGUACAUUGAACUCAGACUGGAAAAUGGUUACUUGGUUGCACAAUACAACACAGGAAAUGGGGAGCAGACGAUAACCUUUGACCAGAAUAGAUUGAAUGAUGGGAAAUAUCAUGUGGUACAGUUCACACGUACUGCCGAUGGUGGAUUUUUGAUUGUUGAUAAUGUGCAAAAAACUCUGGCCCAUCAAGUGAGUCACUCUGUAUUUGAUGAAGUAAAGUAUGUCUACCUUGGAGGCCGAUUGGACGCUAGCGGUAAUGUGAUGAAUCCAUUUACUGGCAUCAUUGGAGGUGCUUUUUACAAGAACUACAGGUUUAUAGACCUUGGAGAGUCAGCUACUGGUGCUAACUGGAAGGGUACUUACUAUGUUAUCACCAAUGGAAGACCAGGAUACGUUCUUGUUAGAACACCGAGACCUACAGCUCCCCCAAGAGUCCCACUUCCUCCAAAAACUGGACCCUACCCAAUACCAGGAGAUCUUGGAGGAGGAGGAGUAGUGGCACCAGGAGCCUCAGGUGGUGGACCCGGAGGAGGAGUCAAUGUAGGAGUCGGUAAUCCAGGGUCUAUUUCUGUUGGAGGUGGUUCAGGAAGUGUUGGUCCAUCAGGAAGUGGAGGACCUAUAACUGGUGCCCUGACAGGCGGUGGUGCUGGUCCCGUACCACUUGCAGGAGGUGGCGCUGCCGGAGGAGCUAGAGCUGGAGCAGUAAUGGGAGCAAUUUUGGGAACGAUGGCAUUUUUGGCUAGUCUGAUGUGGGCUUUCUGGGGUUUGAAACCAGGAGUGAUUCCAUUGGGAGGAGGAGGAGGUGGUGGUGGAGGGGGACCACCCUCAAUGUCAAUCUCACCACCUACUGCAACCAAUCUACCAGUCGCUCAAGCUUUAGGUGGAGGAGCCGGAGGUGGUGGCGCAGGAGGAGCCAAGGUAACAGUCGUGAAUGGUGGUGGAGCUGGAGGAGGUGGUAUGGGCGGUGGUGCAGGCGGAGGAUCAGCAUUCUCAUCAUAUUAUACAAGUAACACUGCAACAGCAGGUGGCGGUGGCGGAGCUGGAGGUGGAUACGGUGUGGCUGGUGGUGAAGGAUAUGGCGGAGGUGGAGGUUAUGGUGGUGGAGGUGGAGGUGGCUAUGGUGUGACAACUGGCGAAUACUCAACCACAACUUCACGAACCAUUGGUGGUGGUGGCGGUGGUGGUGGUGGUUAUGGAAAUGGAACUCUUACUGGCGGUGGGGGAAGUGCAGGAUAUGGCACUGGAGCCAGCAGCUACUCAGCAUCUAAAAUGUACAGUUCUAAUACAAUGGGUGGUCAGUCACUUGGUGGUCAUUCUGCUAUGGAUGCAGGAGAAUCUACAACAGCUGAUUAUGACUUAGCCUCUGGAACAGGAACCAUGAUGGGAGGUGGUGGCGGUGGUGGAUCUAAUACAAUGAACAAAUACAGCACAAUGCAGUCCUCUUAUCAGGUUCAAAAUGUAAGAACAGUACUGAUCAACAACCAAGGAACACAACAACUAGUAACCUAUCAUUCUGCUAGUGGUGCCGUGACUCCAGGAGCUGCUGGUGAUGAAGUACGUGUAGACUGUUGUCUGAUGAAUGAAGAUGGCCGUACAGUAGUAACAGGAUCAACACUAGGACCACCACAAGUGUGGAAUAUGCAGACAGGAGAAUUACUAAGAAUAAUGAAGGGAGACACAGUUGGAUCAACCAAUCUCCAUCUGGCUUGUAAUGAGCGUUUGUUAGUGGGAGCAGUCCAUGCUGAUUUAGAAAUAAAUGAAUUUUCUGCAAGAAAAGGUGUAACAGUUAAAAAAUUACAGAUCUGGGACUUUGUAACAGGAAAGCCAUUAGAUAUGGGAGUAGAAGAAACAUGCUCGGCUCUAUGUGUAAUGUCAGAUCCCGACAAAGUUGUAUUUGGACGUUCAGACAAAUUCGGCAACGCUUCAAGUAUAGUAGUGUGGGACUUAUUAGGUAAUCAACCUAUCAAAGAGAUGCGUUACGAUGCCCCUGUAGGAAACAAUGACUAUAUAAAUUUCUUAGCUUUAUCACAGAAUGACCGCUACUGUGUGGCGGGAUUCACAAACUCUUUCGACAAUUACGCAGAAUUUGUAGUGUUUGAUAUGACAUUAACAAGUUAUAAUAUAAACGAUGCUAGUAUUUUACGAUUGGAUGCUAAUCCUGAGUGUACCGCCAUAUUACCACAUGAAGAAGCAUGUACAGGGUUACGUAAUGGUGAUCUCGUUAUUUGGAAAUUACGUUCUGGUAAUGCUGAUCGUCAGUUAUUAUCAUCUGGCGGACAUGCCCACAGUAAAGAGGUUAAAGCAGUAUCGUUAUCACAGGACAAUAAAUUCUUAGUCUCUUGUUCGGCAGACAACACAAUGAAAUUAUGGGAUUUGACAACAGAAAAGCCAGUACAGACAAUGUCAGGACACACAGAUGAGGUUUGGUGUUCUGCCAUAUCAGUUGACAAUGAGAUCAUUGUAUCCGGUUCUAAAGACGGUACCAUUCGUCUUUGGCGUACUAAAAAUGGAAGUGAAAUCUGUGCCUUUAAUACUGGUGUUGAUGUCUUUAAUGUUACCAUGAGUCAGGACAAAGGAACAAUUGUUGCCCUGGGAGACAAGUUUGGAGCUCGUAAACUUAUCAUGUUACAAGUAGUCAGAACUAAGAUUCGUCGCCAGACAACAUCGUAAUUCUUCAAAAACCUACGCCAUUACAAAGAACAAUGCAUACAACACUUCUUUCAAAUUAGUUUAUUAGCAAAUAUUUUUUUUGCCGGACUAUGAAGAUUUUUAAAUAUUUUUUUUUGCUUUAUAUAUUAUUUUUUUUACAAGCUGAUGUUUUGGUCAAUGUUCAUUUUGAUAUAAUUUAGCUUUAAAUAUUUUGUUGCUUUAAAAAGAGCUUUACAUGUAAUGAAUGGUGGUUUUUUUACAUAUUUCUGUCACAAAUUUCUAACCAAUGUUUGAGGUAAACACGCAAAUUAUAAAAAUAUGAUGUCUUGCCAGAUCACAAAUUCUUAUAUAUUUUUUCACAUAUCUUAUAUAUAACAAGUAAAAUUUAUUAUCUUUAUAUAUUGCCAUAUGAAAAUAAGAAAAAUUACUAUUAAAGCCAUAAUAAAAAGUAAAUCCUAAAUUAUUAUACAACUAUUUGUUAGCAAUUAUGAGUUUGGUCAAAUUAUGUUUUCUUUUUUUUCUUUAAACAUCUUCUAAAACAACGAAAAUAGAAAAUAUAAUUAUGUUUUUUAUUUGCUCUGAAAUUAAUAUGGAAUGUGAAUCUAUAAACUUUGUUUUAUUAUGGCCUUUUGCUAUAUAUAUACGAAGAACUUUUAGAAAAGAAAUUAUGAAAUAAAUUUCCUAUAAAUGUGAAGACUAAUUUUUGUUUAUCAGAAAUGUAAAACAUUGAAAUAAAAUGAAUAAAUUGUUUACAUGGUAGUAUUGGGGUAUAUUCAACCAUCUUGGAUCACUAAGUAGCAAGAAAUCUAAUUGUCUAGAUCUAUAAUGAUAUAAGGAUUUAUUGAGGCGGGAAUGUAGUUUAAUAGUUAUACUUAAUUUUUAAAUGAAGAAAAAUAAGUAACUCCAUCAUAUUAUUGAUUCAGUUUUUACAAAUACCAAAUAUAAUUUGAUUGAUUUAAAAAAAAAUAUAUAAGGGAGAUUAAUCCAUUAAUUUCAUUUCACAACCCAAAGCUUAACAACAAGUUUGCUGGCAUAUUGUUUUUAUUAUAAUUUGAAAAAACACAAAAGAAACUAAAUUUUGGUCAAGUAUGAGAAAUUUUUGUAAUAUUUUUGUAUCCCCCCAUACUUCCAUAAGAAUUUUUGUACGAAGUUGCAUGAUUUCCAUGUAAUUAAAAAAUAUGAAGGUGUCUUCCAGACAUACAGCUGUUUGUAAUGUCAAUAUGCAUGCAACUGUACAUGACUUAAUACGGUAACAUAACAGGGUUGUCAAUUUAUAUUUAUAAAAAAAUGUUGAAGAAUACUCUUUUGUUUUAGAUUUGAUAAGAUUUAUAUGAAUUAUUUAUUGAAUAUUAUUGCUUUAAUAAAUGUUUAUGCCUAAA